Acomys russatus (golden spiny mouse) is the source of this 1641-nucleotide messenger RNA. It is a transcript of the gene Lrrc42, whose product is annotated as leucine rich repeat containing 42. The transcript has 8 exons. Lineage: Eukaryota; Metazoa; Chordata; Mammalia; Rodentia; Muridae. The record is from RefSeq and is a predicted model, not a curated record. Gene Ontology annotation, molecular function: protein binding. The coding region runs from base 162 to 1427 and encodes 421 amino acids.
CCUCCCUCUUGCCACCCUCUGUGUGUGAGUGUCCCACCCUCACGGGCUUUGUGGCCUAGGUGCCGAGCCGCUUCCUGGUCAGCCGCUCAGUGGAGGAAGGAGCCGCCCGUGAGGUGCAGCCGCUCGCUGCCCCCGGCAGGGGCACAGUUGCAACCGAGGCAAUGGCUUACUACCUCAACUCAGAAACCCACCUGGAUCCAGGGCCCAUCUAUGUGAGAGAAAAUGGGCAGCUGCACAUGGUCAACCUGGCUCUGGAUGGUGUUAAGAACAGCCUGCAGAAGCCGCGGCCUUUCAGACUCUUUCCCAAAGGCUUCUCCGUGGAGCUGUGCAUGAACAGGGAAGACGACACCGCGCAGAAAGAGAAGACUGAUCACUUCAUCUUCACGUACACCCGAGAGGGCAAUCUGCGCUACUCUGCCAAGUCACUCUUCAGCCUGGUGCUGGGCUUCAUCUCCGACAAUGUGGAUCACAUUGAUUCCCUUAUCGGCUUUCCUGAGCAGAUUGCCGAGAAGCUGUUUUCUGCUGCUGAAGCCAGACAGAAAUUCACAGAGCCAGGUGCAGGGCUGAGGGCUCUACAGAAAUUCACCGAGGCCUAUGGAAGUCUGGUGCUUUGCUCGCUGUGCUUGCGAAACAGAUAUCUGGUCGUCGCAGAAAAACUUGAAGAGAUCAAGUCCUUCCGGGAGCUGACCCGCCUAGAUCUUUCCUGCUGCAAGCUUGGCGAUGAGCAUGAGCUCCUAGAGCAUCUCACCAACGAGGCCCUGUCCAGUGUAACUCAGCUCCACUUGAAGGAUAAUUGCUUAUCUGAUGCAGGCAUUCGGAAAAUGACAGCACCAGUAAGAGUGAUGAAAAGAGGCCUUGAGAAUCUCACGCUGUUAGACUUAUCUUGUAACCCUGAGAUCACAGACGCUGGAAUUGGAUACCUAUUUUCUUUUAGAAAACUAAACUGCUUGGAUAUCUCUGGAACAGGACUAAAGGAUAUUAAAGCCGUCAAGGACAAGCUCCAGACACACAUAGGACUUGUUCACUCCAAAGUGCCUUUGAAGGAAUUUGAUCAUAGUAACUGCAAAACAGAGGGCUGGGCUGACCAGAUCGUUCUGCAGUGGGAGCGAGUAAGCGUGGAAGCUGUGCGGCAGCGGAAAGACGCAGAGCCUCGAAAGGCAGCGCAGUGCUUCUACCAGAAGCGAGCUGGCACAGAAGCCUCAAGGGUAUGUCCCCUGGCAGACACCCACAUGGACUGUUCUGGAAAACUCCAGUUCUAUAGGGAGCAGGCUCAGGACUGCCAUGGGCCACUGUUGAGCCAAGAAUCAAAGAAGAGCACGAAGAGAGCUUUCGAAGAGUCAGAGCAGGAGCAGGGCGCGCCGCAGUCCACCAAGCAGAAGUGUGUGUGUCUGUCUGUGGAAGACUGGGAUUUGCUGAAUUCCUACUGACUGACACAUCCAGUUGAGGAGGGAGACUGCUGGUGAUUUUCUUUUGGCUUGGAUUUACCUAUGGCGUUAGCAUAGCAAGGAGAUAUUUCUACUUUUGUGGUGGGGAGGGAGUGCUAUGGACGUAUGUAAUAAUUUCUAAUGUAUAUUUUCAAUACAUAGUAAUUUUUUCAAAUAAACUCUUUUGCUCUCGUUGAGUUCUGCUUGUAGAUUGCAG